AAAAAAAUUCCAAAAAUUGUUAAAUAUCUGUUAAAUUUAUUUUCAUCCAUUUUCCACCAUAAAGUACUGGAAGGGGUUGUCAAAAUUGUAGAGGCUCCACUGUAUAAGCAUAGUUAAGAUUAGCUUGAAGUUGGCCACUGACUCAUUGUUGCUGAAAAGGUUAUAAAUUACAAGCUGAAUAAAAAAAUGCAGAAACCUAACAAAAGAACAAAUUAUAAAAAUUUACCAGCUUUAUUGGACGAGCCGUCCCUGAAAAAAAUUAAAAACGCAUCAAAAAAUCAAAACGACGAUUUAAGAAAAACACAGGCCGAAAAUAUACGCGCUGCGAUAGUCAAUAUCAAUCAAAUAGUUUCAGCAUCUCAAGUAAACAACCAGGUUACGAUAAAAAAUAAAAAAUCCUUAAAGAAGACAAAAAUCAAUAAAGACCAAGUAUGUUCUCCAUUCCAAAACAAAAAGCCAUCUAAAACAAAUAAAAAAAAAUCACCAAAGAAGACGCAAACAAAAACAGAUACGAAAGAAAAUUCUCUAGUAUUACGAACGGAAAAUGAUCAUAGCGACAAUGAAUUUAUGACAGAAAAGAUAAUAUCUAAAGUAAAUAAAACGAAUGGUGAUAAUGAUAAUAAUAAUAACAUAAAAACAAUGGCAAAAGAAGCAUUAGAAGCUAUUGAAAAGGUUAUUGUUUUCAGCAGUAAAAUUAUUACGACUCCUAAAGAACGUUCCGUUUUAGAUUUAAUCAAAACUCGUAUAAGAGAUAUUGGAGAAGCAAAUGAAAAAAAUUGAUAAUAUACAAUAUAUAAUUAUUUAUAAAAUAUAAAUUAUAUGAAAGUACUU
Molecule: messenger RNA, 831 nt
Organism: Cotesia glomerata
Lineage: Eukaryota; Metazoa; Arthropoda; Insecta; Hymenoptera; Braconidae
Product: translation initiation factor IF-2-like
Exons: 4
Coding region: 187-780 (197 amino acids)
Source: RefSeq, a predicted model, not a curated record